Molecule: messenger RNA, 471 nt
Organism: Peronospora matthiolae
Lineage: Eukaryota; Oomycota; Peronosporomycetes; Peronosporales; Peronosporaceae
Source: the annotation of a GenBank genome assembly
AUGACCAAGAUGACGAGUUUUAUGCGUGUCACCAAGUUGCCCAAGACACGUGGAAAGAAAGUGGGUGCAUCGCAUCCUGGCGUAAAGCAGCAAGUGAGGAGAGACGCUCUUGUAGAUCAGAAGGAGACAACGGGGCUGAGCGAUGAGGAAGCAAAAGCGCAUGUGCCAACUUUUAUCUACAAAGCGGUCAAGUAUCAAUCCAGCCACGAGGAGCAUGAGGUGUCGGCGGAGAUGAAGACCGUUCUCGCGUACAUCAAGAAAUUCUACGACGUGCCAAACAAUUUCGAGCGGGACGCCAAGUUUGGCUGCCACAGCGGCUUGACGUACGAGAAGCGGGUGGCCAGAGCGUACGCAAUGGGUCAGCUGACGCGCAAGCCUGUGAAAGCAGGAGAAGAUGCUGCACCACAGCCUAUUUGCUUGACGUGUGCCAAGGUAGGACACACGUACAAAAGCUGUCCUGAAGGCUUCUAA